AUGGCAUCACAGUUACAUCGACAGCGUGGAGUUAUUCUCGGACGCCUGUCGCGAAUUGAGGCGUUCAUUCGGGACUACGUAUCGAAACCCGGAAUCACAUCGGAGUUGAUUCAGGCACGUUUGGACGUAGUCGACCAGUGUUGGGUGGAGUAUGACACCGUACAAUCUGCCAUUGACGUGGAGGAAGGAAUUAAUGUCGAAGAAGAAGAAGAAAAGCGGGCUAUCUUUGAGGAAAGAUGCAUCAACGCUAGAGCGGCAUUACGUUCCAUCAUCCAUAAAAUACAGGGAACAGGACAAUUGGCGGCAAUUGCGAACAGUGGUCAACCCUUAAUGCCUGCUAAUCAAUUUCCUGUGCUACAACAGCAAAUAGCAGUACGAUUACCCACGUUGGAGUUGCCAACGUUCAGUGGUGAUUACAUGGACUGGCCAGCAUUUCGUGAUGCAUUCGAGGCGCUCAUCGAUAAAAACCUGCAGUUGUCUAACGUACAAAAGCUGCUUUAUCUAAAGUCCACACUCAAAGGUGAACCAGCGUGCAUGUUGGAAGUCAUAGAUACCACCGACGCCAACUAUCGUGUAGCCUGGGAUUUGCUUGUGGAGAGAUUUGAAAACCGACGGAUAAUUAAGCAGAAGCAUCUGAAGGCGUUGUUUUCCAUCAAGCAAGUUCCAGAAGAUUCGCCGAAAGAGUUACGCCGGUUGUUAAAUGAGUGCCAACGGAAUGUGAAUGCGCUUAAACAGUUCGGUGAGCCUACGGAUGAAUGGGAUACGAUUUUGGUGUACAUGAUUGCCAGCAAACUCGACGGGGCAUCACGCCGCGAUUGGGAGACCCAAACUCAGGAUGAUGAUUCGCCCACUUUCGACGAGAUCGUCAAAUUUAUCAAUGGUGAUUUACACGCGGGUGGUGCUUUCGCGGUAGCAGGUUCCCUCCGGUCACGGUUGGCUCUGGCGGAAAGGGCUCGCAAACGAGCGCAGGUUGUCGGACAGUCGGGACGGUCACGCCGCAUUCCGCGAAAAACGCGGAUCAAAAGUUGCGAGGUUAGGUUAGAACAUCGUCUCUUCGGGGCUCGAGUGCGCGUGUGCGAACGGGACAAAAACCACAGCUGUCUCGUCGCGAGUGUCAGUGGUGCCCAUCGCAAAGGCCGUCGAGUGUUUGGGGAAGAAAACAGUGCGAAACAGAAAAAUAUCCGUCGGAAGUGGAGAAAAAAAGCUGGGAAACAAGUGAUUAGUGUGGAAAUAUAA
Messenger RNA from Aedes albopictus (Asian tiger mosquito), 1236 nucleotides. RefSeq lists its product as uncharacterized. The record is from RefSeq and is a predicted model, not a curated record. The transcript has 2 exons. The coding region runs from base 1 to 1236 and encodes 411 amino acids. Lineage: Eukaryota; Metazoa; Arthropoda; Insecta; Diptera; Culicidae.